Messenger RNA from Dicentrarchus labrax (European seabass), 8591 nucleotides. It is a transcript of the gene gpr37b, whose product is annotated as G protein-coupled receptor 37b. Gene Ontology annotation, biological process: adenylate cyclase-inhibiting G protein-coupled receptor signaling pathway; positive regulation of MAPK cascade. The coding region runs from base 2571 to 4442 and encodes 623 amino acids. The transcript has 2 exons. Gene Ontology annotation, molecular function: prosaposin receptor activity; G protein-coupled peptide receptor activity. Gene Ontology annotation, cellular component: plasma membrane; signaling receptor complex. NCBI's taxonomy places the organism in Eukaryota, Metazoa, Chordata, Actinopteri, Moronidae. The record is from RefSeq and is a predicted model, not a curated record.
UUAAUGUGCAUGUUUACACAUUCUAAUGUGUUCUGUACUUUCCUUAGUUUGGUGUCUGAGACUCCAGCAGUGUGAAACGUCCACUUACAGUAGGCUACUUAGAGUACUUGAGACAUAAUGUGCUCAUUUCAUUUACUCCCGAGAGUCUCUUGAAUUAUUGACUGAGCUACUGGACAUACAGUACUUAGUCACAGGUUGUGGUUGUGUGUGUGUGUGUGUAUUUAAUAACUGUAGCCACAAAUGCUUAAAUACUCUGCAGUGGUCCCCAACCUUUUCAGUCAGACGCACCCCCACAUCUGAAUGGAAGGGGCAGAGCUAGAAGCCGUUAGAAGCUAAAUCUACUUUGGUAGUGUUGUGUGCAAGAUGGAGGGAGAGGGGCAGACAUUCCAGCUUGAAUUGGGAAGGCUAGAACAGCUCUGAAUGCUGGAUCUCAAAGAAAAUAUGCACAGACAGAGCUGGACAGGGUAGCCCAGGACCAUGGGGGCCCCGCAGCCCAGUCAGAUGGACUCACAGACACCUUCACAACACUCACACUCAUAACCCGUUAGCUAAUUUUAGCUGUUCUUUUUUUUAUUUAUCCAUCACUCUUAGCUCUUAGCUGUUUGGACUUCCAUGCUCACUUGCUAACUAUGUUUUUUAGGAACUCACAAGGUUUUCACGCAUUACAUUCCAUUCAAAACAUAACUGAGCUGACUUACUCCCCUGGGGUACAUGUACAGUGUCCCUGGUUGGGAAUCUCUUGCUCUAGAAAGCUAUUUACUGGUUUGAGAACAUGUCAUUGUGUCAAACUGAAGAAAUAAAAAAAGAAAAUCUAAAAAAAUACAGCUGUAUAGUGAGACAGAUAUAAAGUGAAGUCAAAGUUUAGUUAAAGUACAUUAUCACAGCGACAGGUCACAAUUCACUUUACAAUAAUACUUCGGCACCACGAAUGUUCCCUCUCUGUUAAGUUCAACCUUGAUGGCACUUCAGAAAACCACCGCAAGUCUGCAGAUGUACUUCAUAUAGCCUCUUAAUAAAACCUACAACACUGAGGUUAUAGUCAAAUGGCUGUUUGAUUGGUGAAUUAAAUAACUUAAAGUGCCCUUUUGUGAAAGAGCAAAUUUUAUGGGGAUAUGGUGAAGUUACUGAUGCAUGCAGCUGUAGAACACGCCACAAUCAAUGUCCAGAUAUCCCCUACAGUUAGGUUAGAUCAAUCCAGAAGCUAGAUGAUGAUCACUUUCAAAUAUGGUGGAGCUUGCAGCUGAGCACACUGAGGGGUGGAACAUGAAUGAUUCAGGGGCCCCAUAUAGCUGAACAGAGACACUGGGACAUGACAGAGAUUAUCCAUAUAUCUGUCAGAGCUGUUGGUGAGUUGUUUUAUAGGGGGCCCUAAGAUUUCUGGUGGUAACUUGGCAGCAGUAAAAUCAUACAUACCAUGAAUAAGGAAUCUACAUAUUGGGCUUAAUGCUUCGUCUGAAAAUAUUUGUUUUAUUAACACAAAUAAAAAUAUGACUGGAGGGAAAAUAAGCGCAUUUAUACAGUCACUUGAACUAGGCAAGUCUUUUGAAACAAGUGCAACUAACUCCCCCCACUGGCACUGCUAUUCAUAUUUGCUUUAGAACAAAAUGGUUAGGAUUAAAGAGCCUGUGCUCAAACGUUCUCCGAGGGCGUCGAUAUCACAGCGCCGCCUGUGCGUAAAAAUUAAAAGCUGGCUAAUAUAUUUAUUAGCACGUCUGUCGGGCGUGGCUGGCUUGUCUGCCGGAGGGAGGGGGUGUGUGUGUGGGUGUGUGUGUGUGUGUGUGUGUGUGUGUGUGUGUGUGUGUGAGAGAGAGGGGUGCUGUAGCAGUAGUCUGCUCCGGGGCUGCUGGAUGCUCCGUGAUGGAUGAGGAGUGACAGAUCGGGGUUAGCCGCCAGGGGAGUCCAUUUUCUUCCAGCGCACGGUCUUCAAGCAGAGGAGGUGAGACACUGGAUGCAGAGGAGGAAGGGACGAGAAACAGACCGAUUUCCACCCCUCCUUCUUUCCCUCUCUGUCACUCUCUCUCCUCUCUCUCUCUCUCUCUCUCCCGUGCAUCACAACCUAGUGGGCUGCACCGCAUUGACGCUGCUGCUGCUGCUGCUGCUGGCAGCCGACCCAACCCACUAAACUAACGCACUGACAGCGAGAGAGGGAAAGAAACAGUCUUUUUUGGAUGCUAUUGCCCACAGCUGGGAACUGGAUGCUGUGCGGAUUGUGUGCAUGGAUAUGCAGCAUUUCCCUCUAUCCCUCUCUUUGGCUCUUUCUCUCUGGAUCCGGACUCUGAUUCGCUGUCCUGCUCGGUAAUGUCAAGACUUUGGAAACGGGAGUGACUCGUGGAGGGAGGCGGCGAUUCGGAGGUUGCUGCAUAGUGCACGACAAGACAUUGGGAUAUAACUUACAAGUUUGCAGAGCUCGCAUCAUGAAUGCAGCCGUUCACUUGAAACCGUGAGCUCCCCCUCUUGUGCUGUGUCCAACAUGGGUGUUGACUGAACACUGGAAGAGUAUCCCCGCGCUGCCACAGAGGUAUGAGGAUGCACUUGUGAGGAUUAAAACUGCGCUCAAUAAUUCCUGGACCAUGCAGUUUCUGCCGCCUAGGACGUUAUUUGUGUUAUUUGCCCAUGCACAUGUAUUAUUAUCUCUAAGAAAUAAUGGAGAAGUGCGAUCUAAAGAGGACAGCGACACCAGCGCAUACUCUGCCAGGACUUUUCAUGGGUCACUCCGGGAGAGUCAUCAAAACAAACCCAGGGACCGUGCGCUCUCGCCGGGGUACGCCACAGGUGCGUCCUCGGCGGAACUGCCGGCGCAGCGGGCAAUUAUCAGAGGGAACUCCUCUCACCCCUGGAAAAGGGUAAUUGCAGAAGAAACGUGGCGAAUUGGGCACAACAAGCGCGACUUCAGCAGGACUGUGACACCCAUGGAGGACCCCAACGCUGUCUCACACUGGGGCCCGACGCGCCACCACAAUAAGAGGAUAAAGUUGAAUGGCGGUUUUGGUAGUACGGGGACGCCAGCAGGUGGACACUACAAUGCUGCUAAGCCCUCUUCAAUGGGCCGAGGAGACGGAGGAGGGGGUCCCGAGGAGGGCGACAGGCACAAGAGAGGCACAAAAGACGAGCAGAAGAAAGCGUCGAAGAGGGGGAGAAACCGGCUGAACAAAAGCUCAGUGCUCUUGGCUCAGACUCACGCGUCGCCGUGGGAACCCAUCCCCAAACCGGUGGCCCUCACCUCCACCGACCUGCCCUUUGACCUCUUCACCAGGAGGACCGAGUUAUUCACUUUCAGGGAGGAGAACCCCUGGGACGCCACGCCGAUCACCCCUCCCAGCUCGCAGGAUUUCGGGGACGAGAUCAAGAACCCCUUUUACCCGGUGACAAGCGAGACUUACGGCGCUUACGCGAUCACAUGCGUCUCCGGGGUUAUUUUCCUGGUGGGGAUAGCGGGCAACAUCGCCAUCCUGUGCAUCGUGUGCCAGAACUACUACAUGAAGAGCAUCUCCAACUCACUGCUGGCCAACUUGGCAGUCUGGGAUUUUGUGCUCAUCUUCUUCUGCCUGCCCAUGGUGGUUUUUCACGAGCUGACAAAGUCCUGGCUGCUGGGCGAGUUCACCUGCAAAGUGGUGCCCUAUGUGGAGGUGGCCUCCCUCGGUGUGACCACCUUCACCCUGUGUGCUCUGUGCAUCGACCGCUUCCGUGCGGCCACCAAUGUCCAGAUGUACUACGAGAUGAUCGAGAACUGCACCUCCACUACUGCUAAGCUAGCUGUCAUCUGGAUCGGCGCUCUCCUAUUGGCCCUCCCAGAGCUCCUCAUCAGGCAGCUGGUUGCAGAGGACACGGGAAUGCCGGACGAGCCUCCCGUUGAACGGUGCAUUAUCAGGAUAUCCACCUCACUUCCCGACAUGCUCUACGUGUUGGGCUUGACCUACGAGGGUGCUCGGCUGUGGUGGUGCUUCGGCUGCUACUUCUGCCUCCCCACCCUGUUCACCAUUGGGUGCUCUUUGGUGACGGCGCGCAAGAUCCGGCGAGCAGAGCAGGCCAGUGUGCGUAGCAACAAGAAGCAGAUCCGGCUGGAGAGCCAGAUGAACUGCACUGUUGUGGCACUAGCAAUCGUCUACGGUGCAUGCGUGGUGCCUGAGAACAUCUGCAACAUAGUUUCGGCAUACAUGGCGGCCGGUGUUCCUGAGCACACCAUGUCUGUCCUCCAUCUUCUCUCCCAGCUGCUGCUCUUCUGCCGGGCGGCCGUGACACCAGCGCUACUGCUUCUCCUGUGUCGCCCGCUGGGAAGGGCCUUCCUGGACUGCUGCUGUUGCUGCUGCUGUAACCACGCGCCAUCCUCGGCCACGGCCAGUGACGAUAACGAACACGAGUGUACCACCGAGCUGGAGCUGUCGCCGUUCAGCACCAUCCGCAGGGAGCUGAGUAACUAUACACCUGCCGGCUCCAACUGCUAAACUGACAUUCCUCAUCAGGGAUGGAGAUUUCACUAGCCUGCUCUCAGCCCUUAGCUAGUGUCAGACUCGUCUAGGAGAGAUUUGCCUUACCUAGUCUAGUCGCAUUUUUAAAUGGGUGCAUGAAUAAAGUCGGACACUGAAUAAUCACAUUCAGCCAGUGUCCUACAUCCUCAACAUUCAUUUCUUACAAUAAUAAUGUACAUUUACAGUAACUGUAUAACCCUUACUUUCCAGGAAAACUAAAAAAAAAAGCAAAAUCUUCUUUUCCCUCAUGCCCUGGGGUGCUCUUAAAACAGGGUCAGUACACAUUUUUAGCAAUCCUGCCUGAAACCUUUAAAACGUACAAACCUCCCCGCUGUAGACCUUGUAUGCCUAAAUAUCUUUGGACAGUUGGCCUCUCUGACCUGUUUGAUGUCUGGUUCCUCACAAGAGGUUUGAAUCAGGUUAAUUUCUUUAAAUUAGCUUAUUAUGAAGCAGCAAAACUGAGCAGAAAAAAGUGCUGUGUUCCCCACAGGCUUCGUGCUCUGAGUGACAGGGAAAGGUAAUAAUAUACUGUACAAUGUACAUAGGGAAAUUAUUGUACAGAAUAUGUUCUGUUAUGAAUAAAACAGUUUGUGAUGAUAACUGUAUUUGGCCACCACAAAUAAUAUGUAUGUAUAGGAAACUCUGUACUGUAUAUCUGAAGGGAGAAAUAAUUAAGGCCAAUCACCUUCCAGAUGUGUCAUUGUUAAAUUUAUGGGGACUAAUUAAUUAUGGUACAACCUUGUAUAAUAACUCAAAUACAGCAUCCAGCUAAACAUGUGGGCUGACACUGCCUAUAGAAAUACAGGACUCAGUUUACAGACUCCAAAUGUACAGUUCAUAUAAUGCUGAACACAUGGGAACAAGGCUUAUGAUAAUUAAACUAGUGCAGGGCGUCUCUGCAGUAAUGACCGUUUGCAAGAGGAAAACACAGCGAGGAGAGAGUGGAUUGGAGAAUCCAAAUGUACAAAACAACACUGACACUGUAUAUUGCAAAAUAUCCAGUUGACACAAACAUAACUGGGCUGGUCUCAGAGACACAUAAACAUGGACGUGAGUGGAAUUAAAAGGUUUGAAAUGGACUAAUUGAAAUCUAAUUAGAGUUGAAUGGAGUGGAAUGGAAUCGAAUUAAACACUACAGAUUCAAUUGAAUGGAGUGAAUAUGAAUAGAGUGGAAAGUAAUGGAACAUAACACCAUGGAAUAUAAUGGAAAGGGAUGGACUCCGCAUGGACUGGACUGAAAAUAAAUAUCUGCACUACACUGUUGUAUCAUGUUACGCCUUACACUUUGGGCUGUAUAUAUACUGUACACUUUCUUUGGUGCUCUUAAGAUGAAUGCGCUGUAAACAACAAAUCCAUCGGUUCGACUUAGAAUCACAAGUAAUUGAGCUGCGUAUUAUGUUUUUGGUCAAGAAGACAGAUUACAGUUAUCUGUGACUCUGGGAUAUAUGAAGAAUAGUGAGGUAAGAGAAGAAAAAAAAUCAAUGUGGAGUUUCACAGAGCUGCCACGGACACAGUUCAGAGAGAUCUCCUGAAUCUUUGAGGAUAAAUACUGCUUUUGUUGAGAGUGACACCUAAACUUUAAGUAUGGCAGCAUUUUUUUUUACAGUACAGUAAUUACUCAGUGUUUACUAGGUCACUGGUGAAUACUCAUAAAUGAAAAGCUAAUUGCUUGUAAUUAACAUUGUAGAUCUUGAGAGAUUGAGACUUCUAUAGAUGCAAUAAAUCACUCGUAUCUACACAUUUUAUUAUUACAUUGGUACAGAAAUAUAAUUGCUGGUAGUUAGUUCUGUUAUGUUUAUAUAUAUACAUAUUAACACAGACAGUAAUAAUUAUUUAGUAGGUAAUCAAAACAUAUUAAGUUAUUAUAAACAAAAAAGUGCCAAAAACUGCAUAAUUACAUUGUAAAUACAACUGACGGGCUGUAAAUAUACGGAAAAUUAUAUAUUUGUACCAAUAAUUACUGCAAAGUUUAGAGUAAAUACAAAGCAGCUGUUUCAUUUUUGUACAAGUUAUUUAUUAACAAUUCCUGAACUGUAAAAUCAAGUGCUACCAUAAGUGUGUAAAUUACCUUGAAGGCAAGAGUGGCAGAGUUUAGAGUAAUGCUGGCGACUCUGUCCGGCUGUUUGGGUAAUGGAUAUGAGAAGUUUACCCUACAGCAACCCUGGUGUCACUGUCACCUGAGAUAAUGUUGUGUUUGCAAAUUGGUAAGACCUCAAUCCUAAAAGCCAUUUCUCUUAACGUUAAAAGUGAAAACAAGAGCAGCCCAACACAGUUAUGUUAAAAAUAAUAGUAUAAUAGUCUGACAUCACAUUUUUUAUAAAUAUACUUACAAUACACAAGACCAAUGCUGUUGACCUCCGCAUAUAUCAUCAGCUGCUGGGAAUGCUCACUUUAUGCUAGGGACCUGUUAGCUUUAGCCUCAGUCUUUCUGAAUAAUCAUGUCACCAAGUGCAUAUUGAAGACCCUUUUAAAGGGUUGCUGUUUUAAAAUGAGUCGGUGAGAAACAUUAAAAAGUCAGCCGGCGACACCGUUUUCAACAACCUCUCGCUGCUAAUGUUAGCCUAGUUCGCUAGCUUCCAGCCACAGUGGCACAAUUGACAGUCGACAACUAGAAAUGAGAAGCUGCGCUUGUCUUCUUCUGUCUGAUACGAAGGACCAAUUGUGUCAAUAAUUACAAAGAAUUUUGAAUGAUAGGCCAAAUCUACCACUGGUAUUGUAAAGGGAAUAUGUGCCACGCGAGAAUAGGAAGCUUUACGGGCGUAGCAACAGUCACUAAAUUAGUUAUUAGUGGCUUCUUGACCACUAAUACCCUUUGCGGUUUCAUUACUUGAGUUUUUUAAGGAGAGCCAAUGAAAUGUUUUUCACAGUGUAUAAAUUUACAAGUGUAUUGUACUGUAAAUCUGUUUUCUUAUUCCUACCAAUCAGACCUGGGUCAAAGCAAGGUUCAAACCACCAUUACACCUUAUUACAAUGCAGGUAAUUGAAGUUAUACUGAAAAGUGAACAGCCCAAACAUUUGAUACACAUGCUAAUAUGGCCUCUGUCGAUGACCAAAAUCACUCUUAAAAGCCUUUAUUUUGUUUGGUAAACUUAUUCUAAUUCAAUUUCUUUAAAUAUUUAUAACUAAGAUUAAUGGUGGCUAGCUCUGUGAUGACCCAGGUGUGAUGUUCAUUGGUAUACUGUAUAUUGCGAUGAAUCUUUUGCAUACGAUUCUGCACUGCCAAACACCUUCUCUCUGUCUGUCUCUUGUGCUCUUGUGGUAGUAGCACACUAUCUCUGGGUGUCUCUCUUAGCAUGGAGGUCAGUUUGCCCUCAGCUCCAUCAAUACAGGAAUAUUACUACAAAAGAUAAAUCACAAAAGGUUUGACAGCACCCAAGGCCUGUCAUACUCAUAUAUUCAUUCACUAUAGACAGAAACUGUGGGAAAAGGGUGGGGUUUUUCCUUCCACGGCUGGAGGCAGCAACCCACUGGCUGUAAUGAACUCCAGUUUAUGAGCUCCAAGAGAUCCAGGUGGAUGUAGCCUCUGGUUGGCGCCGCCUGCAGUUCUUCAAGUUAAUAGAGGAGAUUGGCAGGAGCGUAGCAGCACUGCAACACAAUGCCCUGCAGCCUGUUUGACAACUCUUUUUAUUACCAUCACUAUUAGGGUAUUGUGGACCAAUGUGUAAACCUGUCCAGGGAGUUUAUAUGCCCUUGCACCAGCCAAUUCCUACCAUAAAAUCACUUUUUUUUUUUUUGUAUUUAGUUCAGUGAGUUUAGGUCUGUUUUUUGAUGCAACGUAAGUGUAAACUGACCUCCUAGAUCUGAUUAUCUUUUUCUGCAUAUUUCUGGGAGUAUAGCUCAUUCUUAAUGGCUCAGUGUGUAGUAACGUGGUUCAAACUAUUGAUGAAGUGAUUCUUGUAAAUCAGUCAGUGAGACGUUUAUUCUGAGUUUUGUGAGUAUCCUCUUCACUCUGAGCAAAUUGUGUCUGUAUUUGAUACCUGAAAAUGUAAGCACACGACCACUAUUGUCUCUAAGUCUAGUCACUGGUUUCUAAAUAGCUUUUUAUAUAGCCAAAAAAACUGUCCCUUUGUUUAUCAAAGAACUUUAUCUUGAAAACUGUAUAUUAAAAUCCUAAAUGUACUAUUA